This is a messenger RNA of Musca vetustissima, 3415 nucleotides long. Its product is annotated as endoplasmic reticulum aminopeptidase 2. The coding region runs from base 161 to 3415 and encodes 1084 amino acids. The record is from RefSeq and is a predicted model, not a curated record. Gene Ontology annotation, biological process: peptide catabolic process; proteolysis. Gene Ontology annotation, molecular function: metalloaminopeptidase activity; peptide binding; zinc ion binding. Lineage: Eukaryota; Metazoa; Arthropoda; Insecta; Diptera; Muscidae. The transcript has 14 exons. Gene Ontology annotation, cellular component: cytoplasm.
AUCGAAAAUAAAACGAAAAUUCCGCAAUAUUGUCGCGUUUAAGCAAAACGUCUAAUCGAACGUAUUGGCAGGAAGACAAAGCGGUAGUGGCCCCGUUAAGAUUUCGAUCGUUGGCGGUGGUCAAAGGGGUUCGAAAGUUUGGCGACGUGAACGUAUCGAAAUGACAAAUGAUCCAGAUUUGGAUGAUUGUGCUUUUCUAUCAGGUGGUGAAUCCAGCGGUGGCCGACAAACACGCAAUGGUGUUGCCGUCUGUUCACAAAAACGUGCCCUCCUAGUGGCCGGUGUGGUGUUAGGCUCACUCCUGCUAACAGCUUUAAUUAUAGCCUAUGCUGGACCAACAACGGAUUGUUCGUGUGCACGCAAAUUACCGACGGGCCUUCAAACGGACGCAGAGAAUGUAACCGAACCCUUUAAUCCGAUUGCCACAAAUGGUGAACCGUUUCCAUGGUUGAAUUUAACCCUACCCACCAAUGUUCGUCCAGUGCGCUAUAUGGUGACAAUCCAUCCGAACUUAACGACGUUAGAUGUUAAAGGUCAAGUGACAAUCGAUCUAUUCAUUGAAAAGGAAACAAAUUUCAUUGUGCUGCACAUUCAGGAUCUAAAUGUCACAGAUAAGGCCAUUGUACCGAUGGGAAAUAAAGGUAACGGCAUUAAAAUUGUCAAAUUCUUGGAAUAUCCGCCACGACAACAGCUGUAUAUCGAAGUAAAAGAUAAACUGCGAAAGAAAUCCAAUUAUACGCUUAAUUUGCGUUGGUAUUCGAAGCUUAACCCCGAACCGGAAGGUUUCUAUGUGGAUCAGUAUGAAAGUUCAAAUGGUUUGGAAAGAUUAUUGGCAGCCACAGUUUUCCGGCCGAAUGGUGCAAGAAAAGCCUUCCCUUGUUUCGAUGAGCCCCAUAUAAGAGCACCCUUCCGUGUCUCGGUCUUUCGUGAUCGCUUCCAUAUCGGUCUUUCCAAUUCCAUUGUCCAUACCACAGAGGAUGUUGGCUUCUAUAUGGGUACUGGGUUGCUCCGCGACGACUUCAUUGAAACACCACCACUGCCAGCCGAUGCUGUGGCUUGGGUUGUAAGUGAUUUCCAGCGUGAGUCAUUACAACCCUCAGCUGCCUAUUUACCUGCAACACAAGCUCCGCCAUCAAGUGGUAGUGGUCGAAAAUCGGGUCAACUGAGUAAUUAUACUCUGCAGAAGGAUAAGAAACCUCCAGUGCGUAACAUCACAGCCCUGACCCAUUCAUUGAACAUCAAUAUUUUGGGUAAAAAUCUUACCACCACCACCACAACUACUGCAACUCCCUCCAAGGAUUUCGAUACGAAAAAUCUUACAGCCCUUAGCCAAUCGACACGUUCCAGUAUUACACGAGCCCCUUCGUAUACAUUUUAUGCUCCGCGUGAGCUACUGCCAAGAUCUUCAUUUAUUCUGCACACAUCCAGAGAUGUUUUGGAAUAUUUACAAACCUGGUUGGAGGUUAGUUAUCCGUUGACCAAGGUUGAUUUUGUGGCAUUGCCAUCGUUGGAUCGUAAUAUUAUAUCUUCAUUGGGUUUGGUCACAUUGAAGACAUCUUUUCUUACGGAACCGGAAUCCAUUACAACGUCACAAUAUCAAGAGAGCGCUUUACUGGUAGCUGAGGCAAUUGUGCGACAAUUUUUCGGUGGUAUUACUUCGAGAAAAAUUUUAAAAGAUGUAUGGUUGUGGGAGGGUCUAAUUAAAUAUUUGGGUAUUCACACCCUAUCACCACUGCAAGAAAAUUGGCCUUUACGUGAAAUGUAUUUAUUUAAUAUGGCCACAGCAGCAUUGGAUAUCGAUGCGAUCCAGGGAUGGGAUAGCAUAAUGAACGGCACCAGUCAUGAUGGCAACAAUGAGGAGUUCUUUAUACAAAAAACUGCCGCCAUAUUUUCCAUGUUACAUACGGCUAUAGGAGAAGAUCGUUUCAGAAGUUGCUUAGGAGGUUUUCUCAAGCUGAACCGGUUUAAAACUGCCGAACCUUUGGAUUUGUGGAAUAUUUGCACGAAGAAAGCCAAUGGAGCUAAAAAUAUAAAGGACAUGAUGUCACUGUGGACCCAUCAACCCGGUUUCCCCCUGCUGACCGUAACGAAAAUGGGCAAUCGUAUAACCAUAUCACAAAAACCAUUUAAACCUGCCGAAUUUUUAGCCAUUCAUGAUGAUACCUAUGAUGGUAAUAAUUACAACAAAACUAACGUGAAUUCCACAAAUGGUACAACAACAACAUCAACCACACCGACACCAACAACGGCCAGUGGCAAACACAAACCUCCGCAACAAAUGAAAUGGAUUUUUCCCAUAACCUAUGUGACAGAUAUCAACAAUAAUACGGAAACAUUGUGGAUGCAAAAUAUCGAUGUAACAUUCAACGUCCCGGAAAGUGUAAAAUGGAUUAAGGUAAAUGCCCGGCAAUCGGGCUAUUAUCGUGUGCUAUAUAACGAAGACAAUUGGGCGAAUAUUAUUGAGGAUAUGGCAAAUGAUCCUGAGAAAUUUACCGGAGAAGAUCGCUUGGGCCUCUUGUCGGAUGCAUUUACUCUCUGCCACGCUAAUUUGUUGCCAUGUGAAAUUACAAUGAAUCUGAUUCAAUAUCUGCCGAGUGAAACAAAUUGGGGUCCAAUGGCCUUGACUCUAAGGCAUUUGGAGAAAUGGCGUCGCAUUUUGAAAUAUUCGGAAUGUUUCCUAAUGCUGUCGGAAUUUAUAAAAAUGAAGCUGUCGACGGUAAUUGAGAAGAUCGGUUGGAAUGAUGAGGGCGAUGAAGCAACCAGAUUAAUGCGUCCUGAAGUGUUACUCGCCUCCGUUCUCUGGGAAGACAUCGACAGCAUAACCAAGGCGAAAAAUAUGUUGAACCAAUUUCUAUUCUACAAUGGCACAGCUAUUCCCCCAAAUCUGAGAGAGGUCGUUUACACAGGUUCCAUAUUAUCGGGGGAGUAUAUUUUCUGGCAACAUUGUUGGGAGAGAUUUGUUACCCUGCAAAGAAAUUCCGAUAGCUAUGUGGAACGUAUGCAGUUGCUGAGGGCUUUGGGUAGAACUAAAGAUGCCUGGCUACAAAAUCGUCUGCUCUCCCAUGUAACCAUGCUGCCGACCACUGAAGUGGUACAGGUGCUGCAGGCAAUUGCUGGAACACCCACAGGCGGUGCCAUGGCUUGUCGUUUCUUGCAGGCCAAAUGGUUUGAAUUGGAAUCACGUAUGGGCCAGGGUACACUGGCAUUUGCCAAAGUGAUAUCGGCCAUAACACAAUACGGGGCAACAAAAUUCGAUUAUGAUGAGCUCAAAUCCCUGGUACAUCGUUUUGGUCGAGGGCCCGGUUUGGGGGUUUUAAAUAUGACCCUAAGUAGUGUGGCUUCCAAUGUAGAAUGGGUGGCUAGAUCUCAGCCCUCACUGUAUAAAUGGGUGGAGAGUAAUCUACAUUCCCAUUAA